UUUUAGGACAAGACUAUUGGUAUGUUAACCAAUGGGAUAUGCUGAUGACAACUUAUUUAAGUAGCUAUGGAGGUCCAUACUCAUCACGCUGAUUUCUUAGAAGAAAGUUGCACUUUUUUUACUGCUCUUUUGUGCUAAUUACCUUAUUUUUUCGCACAAAUACUCACGAUUAAGCAUUGAAAAAAAUCACUCUACUCUAUACAAAGUCAUGGCGACUUUUUCCCUUGGAAUAACCACUUAAUAUGUUAAAUAUAUACAAUAAAAAAUUUGUAAAUUGUUAAGGGUGUUUCAAAUUUUGGCGUUCAUUGACUGGAUAAUGUUCGUGUUUUUUUUAUGGAAUCUUCAAUGUGCAGUGAAUUAUACAUUCAAAUAUUCACGCCUUUUAUCCCCGGGCGACAGGUUAGUAAAGCAUACCUGUGUUAUAAGUGUAUGAUUCAGUGUCCUAGUGAGAGAUGCACACAGGUCAAAACUUUAUGAAAGGGGUUUUCCGGGAUCUGUACUGAUGACCAGACGACGUGUGUAUUAGGUUAGUUCCUCCAACCAACAACCAAAAAUGUCCAACAAAUUAGGAAACGAUGUAAUCGUUCAACCGGAAGUGGCUGUUCCUCGCCGACUGGGGCUGUCGAGCGGUAUUGCGUUCGUUGUUGGGACAAUCAUAGGGUCGGGGAUCUUCAUUUCCCCAAAAGGAGUGUUACUGGGUACCGGAUCUGUGGGUCUGUGUAUAGUGGCCUGGGGACUCUCGGCAGCCAUCUCAUUCUGUGGGGCGCUGGUGAUGGCGGAACUUGGACUUCUCCUGCCCCGGUCUGGUGGAUCCUAUGUCUACCUCCACAAAGCCUUCGGGAACUUUCCAGCGUUUCUGUUCGUCUGGGUCAGUGCUGUUGUUAUUGGACCUGCUGCUCAACUCGUUAAAAGUCUGACAGUGGCUGAGUAUAUUUCCCGCGCAGCUCUGGACGAGUGCCAGCGGACCAAGGGAUGGACGAAACUGACGGCGGCAGUUGUUAUUAUCAGCGUAGCCAUUGUCAACGUUCUGAGUGUCCGUCUGGCGGCGCGGACGCAGGUGUUGUUCUCCGUCAUCAAAGUGGGCGGAUUACUCGUCAUCAUCGGCGGAGGAAUAUACUCUCUUGUUAAAGGUAAUUAUGGAAUACUGGAAUCUGGCUUCGAAGCGUCUAACACAGAACUAUCGGGGAUCGCAUCGGCUCUGUACAGCGGACUCUGGGCUUUUGGUGGAUGGGGAAACCUAAAUUAUGCGAUGGAAGAGUUGAAAAAACCUCAAAGGAACCUGCCACUGUCCAUCGGUGUGUCCAUGUUGACCGUGUUCUUUAUUUACAUGCUGGUCAACGUGUCCUACUUCACUCUGCUCACCAAAGACGAGUUUCUGUCCUCAUGGGCAGUAGGUGUGACCUGGGCGGAGAAGCUGUUUGGAGGAGGAGCUAUCUUUGUUCCCAUCAUCGUGGCCUGUUCUGUGUUUGGGUCGGCCAAUGGCGGAGCGUUUGUAAAUUCCAGGAUGAUCUUUGCAGCAGCGAGGGACCGGAACUUUCCAUCCCUGCUGUGCUAUCUGAACGUUCAUUCCUUGAUCCCGACACCCUCCGUUAUCUUGAUGACCGUGCUUGCUCUUAUUUACCUGGUUCUGCCUGGUAACGUGGGCUCCAUCUUGAACCUGACCGGAUUUAUCGUGUGGGGGACUUACGGACUCAUCAUGGUGGCACACAUUGUGUUUAAAUUCCAGAAGGAUACCAAAGACACUCCAAGAGUAGUCAGGGUCCCAAUCUUUGUCUCCCUCGUCGUGCUGGUCACGUGUGUAUACCUCGUGGUCGCCCCUUUUCUGGACGGAGUAAAGAUGGAGUACGUUUUCGCCUUUUCCGUUCUUGUUGUAGGAGUCUUCAUUUACUUCCCUUUUAUUUACUUCCGCUUUUCUGUUCCAGGAAGUGGAUUUUUGUACAGUUUCCUUCAGCUGUUCCUAGAGAUAUCUCCUCCCUCCGAUAUACUCCAAUGACAAUACAUGCCCCCUCCAAAACAUAUAAAUAAACUUUCUGUGUGUUGGCUCAAAGGAGUAAAUUCAACAUUUAGGAAGAGCAAUCUAAAGAGACCUAGAUGGCUAAAGCUUGUCCUCGUCCGGCCUAGAACUAGAACACUGAUAAAGAGACGUAAAAGUUCUCUGAAAUUCAAAACAAUAUGGACCGCGUACAUAUCAGCUUGAGAGAUAAAACAUUUAGCGAAACCGAAAUAAGGGAGAACUUAUAUUUGCACCAACAUAGACAGGGAUACGUUGGCCGAACCAGGAAACAGGCCCCUGAACCAACCAAUGACAGGAAAAGAAUUGGGGACCGUGGGUGAAGACAGUCAAGCCAAUCAAAAUUUGCCAUGACUUUUUCCUUGUAAAUAGACGGGGGCUAUUGCCUAAUCUCCACCAAUCAUCGAUAACAACUUAUUAAGUGAAUUUAAACAGCUUAUUUAGUGAAUUUAACCAUCUAAUUUAGUGACAUUAACAACUUCCUUGAUUAGUCAUCAGUAAUCAUUGCAAAGAUGAUUAUUUUUCAUCACGAAAAUACUUCUUUGAAAAUGUUAGGAUAAUUUUCAAUUAUAUUUUCAACGAAUGAAGAUCCUAAUUCUCACCUUUAUCCUUCCUUUAUAUGUGGUUUUUUUUUAAAUUAACUCAUUUUGGGCACUAAAUGCUGUAAAACAGUAAAAGUGCAGAAUUAUCUUUAAAGAAAAAUGUUUUAGGCAUAAUAAAUGAACUAUGAAAACGCCAAACACCAUUAAAAUAUUAUCUGUGAUGUAUAUAAACUUUCGAAGGAAAG
Molecule: messenger RNA, 2798 nt
Organism: Magallana angulata
Lineage: Eukaryota; Metazoa; Mollusca; Bivalvia; Ostreida; Ostreidae
Product: b(0,+)-type amino acid transporter 1-like
Exons: 13
Coding region: 554-1993 (479 amino acids)
Biological process (GO): amino acid transmembrane transport
Cellular component (GO): membrane
Molecular function (GO): L-amino acid transmembrane transporter activity
Source: RefSeq, a predicted model, not a curated record